UUUAGUUGCCAUAACAACCACACAAGAGUUGUUUAUAUUUUGUUUUGAAAUGUCAAAUUCGUAGCUAGCCAAACCGUUGAGAACAAAGUCUGAUAAUCAAUAAAACCUCACAAAUCCUCAUUGAAAAUCAGUUUGCUGUAGAUCAAACAAAAACUUCUAUCCACUGUACCUGGAACUUGUUUAUCAAAUUCAAAACUUCUUGUUUACAGUACCUACAAUGCUUAACUUCCAAGUUACAUUACCUCAAGAUUUGAAAGAGGCAGCUAGAAUUGAAAAAGCAAGACAGAAUGAAGAAGAAAGAAAAGCAAGGAUUUUCAAUUCAAGACAGCGUUUGAUUGGUGUAGAUCUUGAAGGACUCAAGAAGCAGAUAGAAGAAAAGAAAACACGGGAGGAGGAAGAGAGAAAAAUAGAAGAAGCUUAUGUAAAGAAACAAAUUAGAGAUAGUGAAAUAGCAAAACGUCUGGAAAGUCAAAUUGAAGAGAACAGACGCAGAUUGAACGAGGAUGUCAACGAGUUUCGCAAACAGUACCAACGGGCGGAAGAUCGUAGAGAGUUUGACCUCUACGACCCUGACGGACUGAAGAAGAGUUUGCCCUGUCGUCUUCUCGAUGAUGACCCUCGUCUCAGUAUUUCUUCAGCUCAGAAGUUUGAAGGGGAGGACCUCGCUACCGAGGCUCGUAAAAAGAUACAAACCGAGCAACAGAAGGCGUGGCUCGAACAACAGAUGUUGGAGCGAUGUCGCGCCGACAAGGAGCGAGAAGAAGCUGAGAAUGUUUACCACGAGGCACUAGUCGCACUAAUCUUUUGGUGAAUUACACUACAAAGCAAUAUUGUGAAAUGGUAUUAAAAUCAAAAGUUUAGAACUAAAUAAUAGAAGAUUUUAAAGCAACAAUAAAACAAAAAGUUAGCUACAUUAACAAAAGAGGAAAAAAUUCUUUGGCGCAAAUGAUUUUCAUAUUCGCUUCUUCAUCUAUUUCCUCAAGUAUUUACGUGACAUUCGAGAGAUAGGCCUAACACACAAUCCUAAGCCUCACGCGAAAACAUACAAGAUGAUUUAUCAAACAUUUUUACAACAACAAUAUUUAAGUCUCACAACCAACACAAAUACACUAGUACAAAAAUUGGAAUGCAUAAAGAAAUUCUAGUUUGG
This is a messenger RNA of Macrosteles quadrilineatus (aster leafhopper), 1150 nucleotides long. RefSeq names its product RIB43A-like with coiled-coils protein 2. The transcript is spliced from 4 exons. NCBI's taxonomy places the organism in Eukaryota, Metazoa, Arthropoda, Insecta, Hemiptera, Cicadellidae. The record is from RefSeq and is a predicted model, not a curated record. The coding region runs from base 218 to 811 and encodes 197 amino acids.